AGCAUGAAUGAUGAGCUUUGGGGCAAGAUGCGUAAACAAAGAAUGUUACAGGAAGAACUCAGACAGAAGAAAAAGGAACUGGAAGAUUUGAUGAGGAAAGAUAGGAAUAAUAAAACAUAUAUAAGAAACCAAGAUAACCAAAGUGAUCUUGGGUAUGGGAUGAGUGUCCAGAGUGCUGGGGAUGUCACCAUGGCAACAUGGGGAGGUUCCACUGUAGAUAAUCCAGAAGAUACAUUUGAUGACUAUGGACAAGAUGAUGAUGAUGAUGAUAUUGAUGAUGGCUACCCAAGUGAUGGUAUAGUUCAGGUGGAGGAAGAAGAGGAGGCACGUGACGAUGAUGACGACAGAGGAACAUACACUAUUGAUGAAGAAUAUCAGCGGAGAGAGCGCCAGAGAGGGGUGUUUGUACGACCUCCUGUCAUAGAUGAUGAGUCACCCAGUGAUGGACGAAUGAGAGGUGGAGCCAGGCCCAAAUUUGACCCACAGGAUCCAAGAAACAGAAACCCAUGGUCAAAGUCCCCCCUGAGCAGUGGAAUAUACCAGCGUGGCUGGCCAACUUUCAGUGAACAGAGGCGACAGAGAGCACAACAACAGAAUUACCGGUCUGCUGAAGAGAUCAUAAAGGAAGACGAGGACAAUGUGGAUGAUGGCCAGCAGAGUCAGGAAUAUAUUGUCACAUUGCAGAGACAGCUAGAAAACACCAAUGACAUUUGUAGGACAUUACUACAAGACCAGCAGGCACUCAUGGAGGCUUUGUCUACUGCAGGUAUCAGCAUUCCAUCUAAUUCCUACAGGAAGACUGCCUACUCCGAGAUGAUCCACCACUACAGAGACCAGAUGCAGCAGCAGCAGCUCUUGUUCAAUGUGAACCAGAUGUACUACCAGAUGUCCCAGCAGCAGGCAGAGAUACACAACCUCCACCACCAGCUACAGUCACUGCUCAGAGGAACUGGGGACGAGGGGGAAGAAGAAGAGGAGGAGCUAAGGUUACGUCCAAACAGUGUUGGACCCUGGGGGUAUCCCCCAAUGAGCCAGCAGCAGUCCCCCCUGCUGUAUCCCCCUUACCCCAUGAUGAAUCCCUCCCCAGUGUUUAGCCCAGACAAUAGAUUUAGUCCAUACAUGUCCCCCUAUGCCAGUGGCAUGUAUCCAUAUUAUCCAGGAUUAGAGCAGCAAAUGAGAGGACAGCCUCAGAAGCUGUCCACUUACUCUGAUACUUUAGAGCCAUCAGAGGAUGAGAACCCCUUUGUCAUUCCGUCCGACCCCAGGUACCGUCCAUCACACCCCCCUGAGCCUGCACCUCCACCCCCCUCAUCCCCUGUACCAAAGCUGAAUUUGAGAGAGGUCCUCAAGCCAAGAAAAAGGAGGAGACAGGAUGUUGAGGAUUCUGCAAGGUCAGAGUUAUCUGAGAAAUCUGGGUCAGCUGUGAUAGGUCAAGUGUACCCUACCCCUAGUCGCGCCAAUGCUGCUGCACGGUUAGCCAGUCGCCGUCAGCCUCCUCCUGAAGAAUACCGUCCAGGUCUUAGCGCAAACAUCAGUGGGACAGCCUUCAUGGACACUGCCUCACUGUCCAGCUACAUGUCCAGUCUGCCUGGUGGGGAAUCCUCUGCCAGGGAACAGAGGGCCAAAAUUAACAGUGAACUUGAAUCUGACACUCCCAGUGAAUUCUCCCUGUUUGAGGCCCUGCGUGAGACCAUCUACUCAGAAGUAGCUACUCUGAUCUCCCAGAAUGAGACCCGUCCACAUUUCCUGAUUGAGCUGUUCCGUGAGCUCCAGAUGCUGAACUCUGAUUAUCUCCGGCAGAGGGCGCUGUAUGCCAUCCAGGACCUGGUGACACGAUUCCUGACAGAGGAGAGUGUUGAUGCCAGUGAGAGCACACAAACGCCUCUUCCUCCCUGGUUGCUGGUAGCUGGCGCCACUGGCGAUGAGCAGACACCCAGUGAGUCUCUCAUCACUUCUGAUGAGGAGGAAGUCAGGGCUAAACUGUAUGAGAUGGAGAUGGAAAUGGCCAAAGGCAAGAGCAGUGACCGGUCAGCUGCAUCACUGCAGUCAGGUUCUAUCCGUAGUGACCGCUAUGACUAUGUGGAGAGGGCAGACACCAGCAGCACCAUGUCUACCCCUCCCUCUGGCACCUAUUGGGACUCCCCCUUUGCUCAAGACUUGGGAGAAACUGUGAUACAUUUGGAUAAGGCUAUGCAGAAGGUGCGUGACUAUGAACGGCGUAUGCAGGAGGCUGUUGAUAAAGGUCAGGCUGCCAAUGUGGCUGGCCUAAAGGUGAAGGAUACUUCCUCUGUUGGGACCAGUAGCUCAGCACAGGAUCCAGGCAGUGAGAGCUCCAUAUCAGAUGUGCCAUACCCUCGUAUUGACACGCAGCAGUUAGACCAGCAGAUCAAGAGCAUCAUGACAGAGGUGAUCCCAGUGUUAAAGGAGCACAUGGAGGACGUGUGUUCCACCCAGCUGCUGGCUUACAUACAGAGGCUGGUGCUGACACUGACCAAACAGCAGGACGAUGGCCAGGAGUUUGUACGCUUUUUCCACAAACAGCUUGGUUCUCUGUUGCAAGAUUCUCUGGCCAAGUUUGAUGGAAGGAAGAUGCGUGAGUGUGCUGAGGACCUGCUGGUGGACAUGUCAGAGGUGUUGUUCAAUGAGUUAGCAUUCUUCAGACUGAUGCAGGACCUGGAUGAGACCACAGUGGAGGUCAGGACCAGGGCUAAGAAGUGGGCACAGGAAUCUCAGACAUCUACAGAGACCACUGAGGAUGGCUUGCCAGACCAGGAUGAGACUGAGGACAGCAGUGAGGAGGAGGAGGAGGAGGAAGAAGAGGAUGAAGAAUCUGAGGAUGGGGAAAACACAGCACUACACGUGUCACCUAAAGAGGAAGAGGAUCUUGGCAAGGCUAGAGAUGAUGAGAUGGCCUAUGCCACAGAUAUGGGGAGGGAAGAUGAUGAGUCCCUGUCACAGACACCCAUCAACAUAGAACUGGCUGUCAGUGAGACCAAACCUUUUACUAGGAUUGGAAGUGAUGAGGAUGAAGACGAGGAAGAAGAGACACAAAGUGCAGAUGACCCUUCAGAGACAGCAGUAUCAAGAGAAGAAGAAAAGGAAAAAUCAUCAGGCGAGUCCCCAUCCCCGUCAGGACCAGAUGCCUCACCGUCUUCCUCCAAUGUCACAGUGAUUGAUACCACAACAGCAGCGACCUCUGGUGGUGAUGUUGAGAACAGAGGUGGAGGAGAUGCGGAAAAUGGAGCCACUUACAUGAAUGGAGAGGUUGUUGUUGCAGAAGAAGAAAUUGAAAUAGUAACUAUAGAUGAUCUGCCAUCUAAAAUGUCUGGACUGGAGAAGCAGGCUCAGGUUGAGAACCAAGUGAAUGAAGAAGCCAAGGCAAGUUCUGGCACUGCGGCAGUGUUAUCCACCAUGCCCUCUGGAGAGGAGGAGUUGGCAGGGGACGGGGCCGCCAUCAGAGAACCGGGGUCUGAGGUGCCCCAGCCUGCACAAACUACAGUUCAAGAGAGUGCAGUGUGAUGUGAACCAAGGUUGUGAUCCAUGUGUAUGGGACCAGUAGUGUGUGACUGUGAUUCAGAGACUGUAUGUAGAGGUGAAACUUAACCCAAAAAGGAAGGGAAGCUAUAAAUACAAGUGUAGGAAAAGGAGGAAGUUCUGUUUAGUGUUGACAUUGCAAAUGUUGAACUCUUUAAAGUUUUAUCGAAUUUGUUAUUUAACGAGUUGUGUAGGAAUAUGGAAUCUAUUGGACACGGUGUAGUGUUGGAAAAGUUAAAAGUUUGUUUGAAGUUGAACAGAAUAAAUACAGGGAUCAGAUUCAGUAAGAGGGAGGUGAAAAAGAUAAACAGUUUCAAUUUGAAUUAAACAGAACAGUGUGCCCCAAGUGAAAAUUUGCAGUGAUAAAAUGAGGUUUGACUAUGGUUUUACCAAAUUAAAUUUUUUGAAUGGUUAUUUUAUAACCCUUAAAUUUUAUUCUUAGUGAAUGGGUUUUGGGAGUCAAAAGUUCCUAUACAAGUGUGCUGGAUGAAUUUCCAACACAGCAGUUGUAGAAAAGUACUCCACCCUCAGCUUGUUGAGAUUCAUUUGCAAUGUAUUAUAGCCGAUUUUUUUUUUUUUUUGAAAGGAGUUAUUUGCCACAUAAGAUUGAAGCAAAUUAGAAAUCCAUUAUUGUUACCAUGAAGUGCAUUUAAUAUUAUAUUGUUAUAACAGCAUAUCCCAGCUGAUGGCACAUGUACAGUAACAUGCACCCAAAGACAAAUUAUUUUGAUCAUUUUUAUUUUAAUUUAGAUGUGUGACAGUGCUUUCCCAAUUAAAUUUAUAGUUUACAUUGAAAAAAGAUGGAUUAUUGAUAUCUUAAUUAUGAUUAUUUCUUUGUACUUUUUGAACAAUGUUUUAUUAUAGUAAUAUUAACUAUUGUUGUGUGAGCUGAGUAUUGAGAGAACAGUUGUUGUGUUGAGAUGUAUCAAACACAGGAAUAAAGCAUUCCAGUUGUAUUUAGUUAAA
Molecule: messenger RNA, 4500 nt
Organism: Lingula anatina
Lineage: Eukaryota; Metazoa; Brachiopoda; Lingulata; Lingulida; Lingulidae
Product: pericentriolar material 1 protein
Biological process (GO): protein localization to centrosome; microtubule anchoring at centrosome; non-motile cilium assembly
Cellular component (GO): ciliary basal body; centriolar satellite; centrosome
Source: RefSeq, a predicted model, not a curated record